AUGCCCGUCAUUUCGAGGAUCCUCUCAGUGGGCCUUCGUGCCUGCCAGAUCGCUUUCGCCGGAGUCGUCGCUGGCAUCGUCGGGUCUUACCUUCACGACUACCAUGACGGCAAUGGCUGGCCGCUUGCGCGCUUGAUCUACAUCGAAGUCGUCGCCGGGAUCUCUCUUCUACUCGGGUUGCUCUGGUUGCUCCCUUUCUCCGGCGGCUUCUUCCACUGGCCUAUGGACAUCCUCCUCUCCUUUGCCUGGUUUGCCUCCUUUGGCCUCCUGGUUGAAAGGCUGGGCGACUCAACCUGCAACGGAGACACGUUCGACUGGAACCAAAUCAGCUUCCACGGCUUUUGUGGUCGCUACAGAUCUGCCGAGGCCUUCUCGUUCUUGUCCGCCGUCUUCUGGCUCUUGAGUGCGAUUGUUGGUCUCUGGUUCAUUCAUCGCGAUGGCCGCAAGAAGACUACCGUGGUGGCGCCUGCGGGCGAGGGAGCGUAA
Molecule: messenger RNA, 486 nt
Organism: Cladophialophora carrionii CBS 160.54
Lineage: Eukaryota; Fungi; Ascomycota; Eurotiomycetes; Chaetothyriales; Herpotrichiellaceae
Exons: 3
Coding region: 1-486 (161 amino acids)
Cellular component (GO): membrane
Source: RefSeq, a predicted model, not a curated record